AUGCAGCCGUAUACGCCCACGGUGCUCACAGGGUCGGGCGUCACGGGUGCCAAUGGCGCGACGGGAGGCGGCCAUUGGCGCCACUACAGCAACGAUUGUUACGCCGUGUGGAAAAAUCCGGAUUUCGGCGUCGACCCGAAGGCCACGUACGUCGCGCGCGUCCGCCUCGGGAACCAGUCUGGCUGGGGCCCCGACUCGCCCGCCAGCAAGUCGCUGACGCUGGCCUCCCUCCUUCCGACUGCUCCCGCCGCACCACUUCUCGAGGCGGUUGACAAGACGAGCCUGCGAGUGCACUUCUCGCUGCCGCCAGUCCGGCCGGGCGCAUCGGCACAUGGCAACGUGACCGUUCAUGUCAAGGCCGGCGACGGAGCGUGGCAAGCUGUGGACGCCACGUCGUCAACUCCCUUUUCUGCGGAUGGCUCUGGCACGGCCCACCGGGCAGACUCGCGGGUUGCUCUCGUCAAGGGGCUGGUGGAAGGUCUGACCUACCGCGCCAUGGUCAAUGUGAAGAAUGCCUGCGGCUGGGGUGCCUUCUCCCCCGUCAGCGAGCCGCUUACCCUCGGCGCGGCGGCACUCAGGCCGACGGCUCCCGCCGCACCGCUUCUCGAGGCGGUUGACAAGACGAGCCUGCGCGUGCACUUCUCGCCGCCGCCAGUCCGACCGGGCGCACCGGCACAUGAAUCUGUGACGGUUCAUGUCAAGGCCGGCGACGGAGCGUGGCAGGCUGUGGACGCCACGGGCUGGCAGAGGGUCUGA
Emiliania huxleyi CCMP1516 is the source of this 756-nucleotide messenger RNA. RefSeq lists its product as hypothetical. The transcript has 4 exons. NCBI's taxonomy places the organism in Eukaryota, Haptophyta, Isochrysidales, Noelaerhabdaceae. Gene Ontology annotation, molecular function: protein binding. The coding region runs from base 1 to 756 and encodes 251 amino acids. The record is from RefSeq and is a predicted model, not a curated record.